UUCAUAACUAUACAUAAGCACAUGUCCACUUUUUGAUAAUUAAUUUAAUCUGUUAACGAACAGGCGGCGUCACGUGAUAAAGAACUGGUAUACUUUAUAUAGACAAGACUAAACAAAAAUGUUGAUUUUUUUUAUUAUCAUUCCAAACAUUAUCUCGUUUAAAUGUUUUCAUUUCAGUGGACAUAAUGAAAGUGUUUAACACCCCAAAGCAGCACAAACAAUGUAUUUAACGUUUUUUUAACCAUGAACCCCCCGCGGAACAGAUGGUACAGUCCGAAGGUUGGUACAGUCCGUUUCCUGCACUCGGUUGCUAGGAGGCGGAGAACGCUAGAAUACAACGCAAGGAGAAGCUCUGGGUGACACGGCUCUGCUACGACACGUGAUAGUUCCUCGGGUUUUUUGGUAUGGGACUGUACAAGUUGUUCAGUGGCUUCAACGGGUAUUGGAUUAUUAUUGAUUAAAUGUUUACAAUGGCGUCCGACUGCACUCAAGAGGCCGUUCUUGUUUUUCUGCAGGGGAAAGGGGGCAAAGCGACCAACGCGGAUCUAAUAGAGCAUUUUAAGUUCGUGUUCCCGGGGGAGUCGCAGGAGAGAGCUGCUGUCCGUAAGACUUUUAAAAGCUACGUGGACCACGUUGCUUUCGUAAAGACUGAGGGCGAAGUCAAAUAUGUCUGCCUGAAGAAAAGAUUCCGCGGUUCAGAGAGGCUCGAUCCGGAGGACCUCCUUCCCCGUUAUCCGCACGCUUCAGACGGCAGGAGUGACGCGGCAGAGGGAUCUUCGUUCAACAUGCCGGGGCCUGUGCAAACCGGUACUACAGGACCAGUUCCCACAGGUGGUGUGGGACUCAAACCCGGAGACAGGCUGGUGGAGGCCGAGGCGCUCUCCCCAGAAGUCCUGGAAGAAGGAGAACACGGUAACGUGGUGGCCAGGAGCAGAGCUCCCUCCAGACAGCUGGAGUCUGAUGAUGAUGAGGAGGAGGAGGAUGGCGAUGAAGGGCAGUCGGACACAUGUAGCCUCUCUGGGAGCGAAGGACUCUGCAGCCCCAAAGGCAGCCGUAAACACUUCAUGGAGGCCAUGAUGAACAGGUCCCCCCAGCCGAGGAGGAGCACGGUGACCAAAGGCUCGGUGUACUUGUCAUCCAGGACCGACAGCGACUCGGCCUCCCUGGUCUCCUCCUGCCCGGACGACAGGACCCCGGUGGCUCUGGACCCGCUGGAACACGAGUGGAUGAUGUGUGCCUUGGACGGGGAGUGGGGCAGCAUGCACCCCCUCCUCACCACGGAGCCCAGUCUGAUCCUGAGGAAGGACUUCGUCACCGGGUUCACCUGCUUGCACUGGGCGGCCAAGCGAGGCAACCCCGAGCUGAUGGCGCUGAUCUUCAAUUUUGCCAAACAGAACGACACCCCCGUCAGCGUGGACGCUCGGUCCAACGCCGGUUACACGCCUCUGCACGUCGCUGCCAUGCACAACCACAUGGAGGUGGUGAAGCUCCUGGUGGGGGCCUACAGCGCAGACGUGGAGGUCAGAGACUACAGCGGGAGGAAGGCCUGCCAGUAUCUCACUGACAGUGUGAGCGUGGAUAUCCAGGACAUAAUCGGAGCAUACGAGCGCUCUGACCCGGAGGACGCGUGCCGCGGGGCCGGAGGCCGUUGGAGGUUCUCCAAGGCUCUCCAGUCCAACCUGAAGCCCCUCCGACUCCUCAACCCCAACGACGGAGGUGACUCUGUGGACGGGGAGGCCCGACCCUCACAGAAGGUCCUCAGGAGGAAGUCCUCCCUCAGCAGGAUGAAGCCCGAACUGCACAGGCUGCGCUUGAGGACAUCGCAGAUUGUCCACAGGAUGUCGUUCCGUGAGCCAGAGGAGUCGGGGGGCUCUGGGAAAGGUUCCCUUAAGUCCAGACCCAAGACCCACUUCUUUGGGUGAAGUCAAUGCAGUUACAGAGCGCAGCGUCUACAGGAAUAUGGCAGAGGAGCAUUUCUAUAUUCCACUUCCAUUACUAGGCUGUGUGUUUGGAGCUG
This is a messenger RNA of Gasterosteus aculeatus aculeatus (three-spined stickleback), 2017 nucleotides long. Its product is annotated as ankyrin repeat domain-containing protein SOWAHC. The record is from RefSeq and is a predicted model, not a curated record. Lineage: Eukaryota; Metazoa; Chordata; Actinopteri; Perciformes; Gasterosteidae. Gene Ontology annotation, molecular function: protein binding.